CUGCUUAUCCCAUGGCAGUAGAAAACCAAGAUGGCGGACGUAUCAACAUUUGUCGACAAAACUCUUUCUCUGUUGAAUAUCGAGAGGAAAGCCGAGGUAGACGAGGCGAGAACACUACAAGAGAGCUCAAAUUUGAACGAACUUCAGAAAAAGGGUGUAUGUUUGUUGAGAUUACGAGUACAAAGUCGCUGUACGGGGUUGUAUGGGAGAUAUUUGUUGACGUUUGAGAGUUCGAGAUUUGGGACGGACGGGACGUUGGCUGCUCAUCGAAUUACUCCAGGUGACAUUGUUGGUGUUAGUUACAACAGUCCUGCUGGUAAAACACAAGAGUUAUGUUCUGGUAUAGUCACCCGUGUUACUCAGACGACUGUAGUGGUGGCAUUCGAUGAUGCUGCUGAUACUGAUGAGCUUGAUGAUGAUGGACCCUACAAGCUGAACAGACUGGCCAAUGAUGUCACAUAUAAAAGAAUUAAAAGUGCCAUGCAAGAUUUGUCAAAAUACAGGGGGGGAACGGCAUCACAUCUCAUUGAUGUCCUCUUUGGCAAUUCCGAAGUUGGUCUUCCAUUGCAGUCUGAUCAUCUUGACUUGAGCAAGAACACAGAAGAAGGGGGUGGGUUCUUUAACACCUCUUUGAAUGAGUCACAGAAGGCAGCUGUGAGGUUUGCAUUGAGUCAGAGAGAAAUUGGUGUAAUUCAUGGCCCCCCUGGAACAGGCAAGACUACAACAGUUGUUGAAAUUAUACUACAAGCUGUAAAGAAGCUGGGAAUGAAGGUACUUGCCUGUGCUCCUUCAAAUGUUGCUGUUGACAAUCUGGUUGAAAAGUUGGCAAAAAGUAAAGCUAAGGUUGUACGACUGGGUCAUCCUGCCAGGCUCUUGAAAUCAAUCCAACAAUAUUCUCUUGAUGCAAUCCUCACAUCAUCAGAUGCUUCUGCCAUUAUACGAGAUGUCAGAAAAGAUAUUGACAAAGCAUUGACAAGCUCGAGAAAGUCCCGCGGAGCUGCAGAGAGAAAAAACCUAAGGCAAGAAAUCAAAACCCUUCGGAAAGAACUACGACAUAGAGAAAAGAAAGCAAUCAAAGAGAUUCUCACAGGUGCUGAGGUCGUCUUGGCAACCAAUACCAGUGCAGCGAGUGAUGGUCCUUUGGGUGGGGUCAUGGAAAAUCAUUUUGAUCUGGUGGUGAUAGAUGAAGCUGCACAGGCUUUGGAAGCCAGUUGUUGGAUUCCUUUGCUAAGAGCACCAAGGUGUAUAUUAUCAGGCGAUCACCACCAGUUACCUCCAACUAUCAUCUCUCAUGAAGCAGCCAAGAAAGGCCUGGACGUGACUUUAAUGCAAAGAGUCGUACAACUAUAUGGAGACAAAGUAGUCCACAUGUUGACUACUCAAUACAGAAAUAAGACUACCUUUCAUUUUAAUACCAGUGUUAAUAGCGAUUUUUCUAUAUUCCAGGUUGAAUUGUUAAGAAUACGUCUGAUACCUUCGUUUCCUUCACUUGAAAUCAAAUCCGUGGAUGGGUUCCAGGGGAGAGAGAAAGAGGCUGUGGUCAUUUCAUUAGUUCGAUCAAACAAAACAGGUGUUGUUGGUUUCCUGGCCGAGGACAGGAGAAUUAACGUGGCCAUAACACGUGCUCGACGUCACUUAGCUGUUAUCUGUGACUCUGAGACAGUUAGCCAUCAUUCCUUCCUCAAAUCCUUGAUUGACUAUAUGAACGACAAUGGCGAAGUACGCUCUGCUAUGGAGUAUCUCCAUGGAAACGUCAUUACUGCUGACGUUUCUACUCUUGAAUCAAGCUCCAUAGCAACGCACGUGGGAAUCCGAGAUACCCACCCUUUGGUUUCCAAGGAAACGAAAGAAGGCUGUGAUGUCGAUAAUAACACAAAGAAAAGCGAGAAUAUGAGAAAUCCCUUGGAGCCAUCUUCACUAAAGCAUAAUGUCAAGAGCUCAAGUAAAUUUAAUUCUACAAAUUCUAUUUUGCGAGAAAAAUAUUGUCUAGAAGAAAAGUUAGGAAUUGAAAAAGAUUUGCCAGAUAAAAGAAGCGAACCAAGCGAAAAGACAAAAUAUACGAACAAUAAAGUUGAACAUAGAAUUAAAAAUAAUUUCGAAAAGAAAAAGUUUGCUAAUGAGAAAAGAGAUGUAGUCGAUUCUUCAAGAAUACCACUCUCAAAAGAACAAUUAGAGGAACAAAUUCAAGGUUUUUUAAAGAGUAAGAUGAAGGAAUUGGUAUUCAGCAACGAACUAACGUCGAAGGAAAGAUUUUACGUUCACUCUAUAGCAGAAGACAUGUGCUUGGAACACGAGAGUAAAGGAGAAGGAGAAAAAAGGCAUAUUGUUGUUAGAAAAAUAAUGAAGAAAGUUGAAAUAGAGAAAGAUGACGAUCUGCUCAGCACUUGCCAAAUCUGCAAGAAGAAGCUCCCAACAUGUAACCUUACGCUACACCUGCUUCGGUGUGAACAGCAACAAAAACAAAGAACAGCAGCAGCAGCAAUGGCGAAAAAUGAACCAUUCUCUGAUACAGACGAUGUGGUUAAGAAAAAGAAAAAGACAAAGAAAACGGAUAAGAAUCCACAAAGUUUCUCCAAAGUCAAGAACGAUGAAGAAGACCUAGAUGUAAUGCUAGCAAAGUUUACCCACGCUGACACAAGGUGUGCUUUUGAAUUGUGUAAGCAGUGUAUCACAAUGCUGGGACAGACUUGUCGAUGUUGCAGCAACACAUAUUGCUUGUCGCAUCAUAUUCCCGAGGUCCAUGGUUGUGGUGACCAGGCCAAGGUACUCUCCAGAAAGAGCCUGGGGAAGACUGAGCCACGUAAACCAAAGAAACUUGAUUCGACGCGUAAAGCACAGCUGCAGAAGAAACUCGAUAAGAAAGUGAAUGAAAUGGUUGAUAAACGGAAACAUAAAAACAAGGAAUAGCUUAAUAGAUCUUAUUUCAGUGCCAUGGUGCAUUCUUGGGCUGCAUGUUACGUCAUAGCCGCCAUGUUGGUUGACUAUACAAAGCUUUUCUUGUUAGAUCAAUACCCAAGAUGGCGGCUCUUUCUUUGUUAUUUAUAUCUCGAAGGGAUUUUUGUGUCACAUGGUCGCACCCCAAGAACAGGUUAUACAUUAUUCUCAUUGAGCUUCAUUCUGAUUUGCUGCAAGGGGUCAUUUGGUAUCCUUCCUUCUUAGCCCUUCCCAAACAAUCUCACUGAAGCAUUUCUAAUGCUCUCUCCCUCAUCCAAAGUUUGUUAACCAAAUAUUCUUCGUUAGCACGUACAUCUUAGCGGCCAUGUUGGUGAUAAUUUACCCCCAAAAUGUUUCUAAUUAACUUCGCUUGUUUUAUCACCAACAUGGUCGCCAUCACACCUUGUCAUUUAACUCCUUUGGGAACGCUUGCAAAUAAUAAUUAGUUCAACUCAUUGCACCUUGAAAUUCCUUAUCUGGGAUUCAAAACCAAAUAGUUGACUUCUCUUUAGAUUGGAAAGCAAAACCAAAUAGUUGACUUCUCUUUAGAUUGGAAAGCAUUUUUCACGUCAAAUGCAAAUGGUCGUGAUGUUACUACCGAAGCAUCAUCUUAACUUUGAUCAUCCCCAUCCCUCAUUCUCUCUGUGAUUUCCCAAGGAACUGAAUUAAUAUACAUGUAUUUCAAUAAAGUCAGUCACCGAAAACCUAGAAAGCUGAGAUCAGUGAGCAUCAUGGGUAACUUUUCAUAUCACAAAAGCAUAUAUAUACAAAGCUUUUUUUAAUACAAACUGCAGCUCGAUGAUGCUCAGAAGAGGUGAGACUGUAACCGAUAAAAGAUUCGCAAGUCCAUAAACAGUUAUCAAGCGGUUGAACGUGUAAAAUGAAUCUACCCAUAAUCCUUGUCGGCAUCGGCUUUAUAGCUUUUUAGGUGACUAACUUUAUUGAAAUAAAUGUAUGUGCAGUGAUCGCAUAGCGCACUAAUAAUGUGUAAUAAAUUUUCAAAAUAUCUUA
Actinia tenebrosa (Australian red waratah sea anemone) is the source of this 3945-nucleotide messenger RNA. RefSeq names its product DNA-binding protein SMUBP-2. NCBI's taxonomy places the organism in Eukaryota, Metazoa, Cnidaria, Anthozoa, Actiniaria, Actiniidae. The record is from RefSeq and is a predicted model, not a curated record. Gene Ontology annotation, cellular component: nucleus; cytoplasm. Gene Ontology annotation, molecular function: DNA binding; RNA binding; ATP binding.